AUCGAAUCUUGAGCUUCAACUAUAUCAUCGUAUAUAUAAUUGUCUGAUUGUUACCAACUCGGGCCAGUAUUCCUCCACAUUUCUGCUCAUUUUUUUUCUGAGGACAUUUUCAUUUUUCUUCAUCUUCAUCAUUGAAAUUACAUAUAGAAGAGAAAAAUGGACACCGUAUUUCAUACCCGUUCUUUGGGAACAGCAGCAGAAGGUGUGAGAGAUCAGUAUGCCGAUGGGACAGCAGCCAAAGUUUGGGAGGUUUUUAUAGGCGAUAAAAAUCAAAGAAAGCAAAAUUAUCGCGAUUUUCUCGUUGGCCUACUUCGUGAAAGGGGAUGUCACAGAAUUUUAGAUGUUGCAUGUGGUACAGGUGUCGAUUCUGUAAUGCUAUUAGAAGAAGGUUUCGAAGUUGUUAGCGUUGAUGCUUCAGAUAAAAUGUUAAAAUACGCUCUGAAAUCUAGAUGGAAUAGAAGAAAGGAACCGGCUUUUGAUAAAUGGGUGAUUGAAGAAGCUAACUGGUUGACUUUGUACGAUGACAUCUCCCACUUGAUACAUGAUGGCUUUGAUGCUGUGAUCUGUUUAGGAAAUAGUUUUGCUCAUUUACUUGAUUCCUUUGGUGAUCAAAGAGAACAGAGACAAGCAUUGUCUAAUUUCGAACGUUGCGUGAAACCCGGUGGAUUGCUAUUAAUCGAUCAUAGAAAUUAUGAUAAUGCAAUUGCAACAGGAGAGACACCAACGCAAUGCGUUUAUUACAAUAGUAAACAUUUGCGGCAGAUCAUUACAUCUGUACUAUUCACAAGUGGAAAGCCAACUUUAGUAACGCUAGACUAUAUAAUAUCAUUAAAUGAGGAAAAUAGCAAUCAAUCAGACAGCGUUUGCCAAUUUAGAUUAUCCUAUUAUCCUCACAAGUUGACUGUUUUUCGUGAUAUGCUUAUGGAAGCUUUCCAUCAUCGAGCCAAGCAAACUAUUUAUGGAGAUUUCAAAUCCAUCGAGGAAUGUAAAACUCCCGGUUUUUAUAUUCACAUCCUAGAAAAAACAAGUGGCAGUGCAAAGAAAUAAUAAAAUUCAUUAUAACAAUUAUGAAAGCAAUAUUUCAUUUUGAAAAUAAAUCGUCAUAAAAGAAUUACAUUGUAUAUAUUUUAUAUAUAUAGAAUUUUUCUAUUAUGAACACUAUACACAUAAUAGUUCAUUCGAAGAGAUGUAAUUUUUGUUUAAUAAACGAAGAAGACGUAUAAUUUUUGAAAA
Molecule: messenger RNA, 1233 nt
Organism: Leptopilina heterotoma
Lineage: Eukaryota; Metazoa; Arthropoda; Insecta; Hymenoptera; Figitidae
Gene: Gnmt
Product: glycine N-methyltransferase
Exons: 5
Coding region: 157-1047 (296 amino acids)
Biological process (GO): one-carbon metabolic process; regulation of gluconeogenesis; S-adenosylmethionine metabolic process
Cellular component (GO): cytosol
Molecular function (GO): glycine binding; S-adenosyl-L-methionine binding; identical protein binding
Source: RefSeq, a predicted model, not a curated record